AUGUAUAUGCGACGACUCCGGCUGCAGCUCGACCAGCGGGUUCGUCGGCCCGCGCUACAACGUGUCGGCCAGGCGCGGGUGUGCAGCAGCGGCGGCGAGCCACCGACCACAGACGCAGCAGACGUUGCCUCCUACAGUGGCACGCCUGCAGAGCUUGAGGCGGAGAUCCGGGAGCUGCUGGCAGAAAAGGUGGCGCCCGCCGUGCAGGCGGACGGCGGUGACGUCCACUACGAGCGGUUCGAUCACGACAGCGGCGUACUGACCAUUUCUCUCUCUGGCGCUUGCGUCGACUGCCCGAGCUCGACAAUCACGAUGCGGUUCAUGAUCAACAAUUGUGUACGAUACUCAGAUGCGACACACCAAGUGUCGAAGGUCGUCAGGCUCGGAUCUGAGGCGGAAGACAUGGACCUCUGA
Emiliania huxleyi CCMP1516 is the source of this 414-nucleotide messenger RNA. RefSeq lists its product as hypothetical. Gene Ontology annotation, biological process: iron-sulfur cluster assembly. Lineage: Eukaryota; Haptophyta; Isochrysidales; Noelaerhabdaceae. Bases 1 to 414 code for a protein of 137 amino acids. Gene Ontology annotation, cellular component: mitochondrion. The record is from RefSeq and is a predicted model, not a curated record. Gene Ontology annotation, molecular function: iron-sulfur cluster binding; iron ion binding. The transcript has 2 exons.